CAACUCCCAUCAUAUGCUUGUUAGCCUUGGCCUUUUUGCGAUCGGUACAUCCACGAUAUCUGAGUGCAUUGUGCGAAAGACGUUCCGAAUUCAUUAGCGCCGUCUCUUUCCUCUUCUCCAGUUAAUGGCACCCAUCAAUGUUGCAUCCAAAAGAUCUGUGCCUGAGACACAGCUUAGAGCAUGGGGCGCUUGUCUCCAGAAUCCAUAUGCACCAUUGGUUGAACGCUCUCGCGCACUUUGGGGUCUUCGUCACGCUGGCGAACCUUUGGCUACGGAACUUCUAUGCUCCUAUCUGUCAGAUGUGGUGGAACCAUCCCCAGCAGCAAAUGCUCUGUUGCAGCAUGAGGUCGCCUACUGCCUUGGCCAGCGUGGAGACUUGGAAGCAGUUCCUGUAUUGGCCAACGUGAUGCGUAACAGUCAUCACCAUCCAGUGGUCAGACAUGAAGCCGCCGAGGCAUUGGCUGCCCUGUGUGAAUUUCCCGGAGCACCCAUUGAUGCCAUCGAAAACCUGUUCCGAGAGUAUGUCGACUGCGAUACCAUUGAACUUGCCCAUACGUGCGGAAUCGGUCUCGGACGCUUGGCGUGGUUACGGCAGCAACCGAAAGACUUUCCAAAUCGAACCAUCGCGAAAGACUUCUUUCCCGAUACCAUUGAUCCCGCCCCUGGUUUUGAUCCGGAAGUACGUGGGAGUCCAAUCCAGUUGCGUGAUUUGUUAAUAAACCCGGAUCAACCACUAUUCACGCGUUACCAGGCUCUGUUCAGUCUGCGUGACUACAUUUUAGAAGCCAAACUGUAUUCGUGCGCCAAUGGUCCAUCAGCCAACGAACUCGCUACUUUAUUAGCAGAAGGUUUGACGGCUCCUGGAAGUGCCUUGCUUCGUCAUGAGGUCGCUUACGUGUUAGGCCAGCUGGCGAUGCAGGUCACUGUCCCGGACUUGGCAGAAUGUCUACAGCGCGUCACGGAGCACCCUAUGGCCCGACACGAGGCCGCUGAAGCACUCGGUGCCGUAGCUGGUCAAAUCGAGGCGGGGCUUGCGUCCAGCGGAUCCGAAGAAGCAAGCACCUUCGCAAAAGCUGCACGAUGUGUUCUCCGUCAUUCGCUAACGGACAAGGAGCAGCUAGUCAGAGAAAGCUGUGUACUUGCUCUUGACAUUGCGGACUACGUCUGUUCCACCGAUCAGUUCCACUAUCCAUCUAUGCCAUGUUGAACGCCAGUACUAUAGAGACGUCGCAGCCUGUAAAGCCUUAUUUCUGUACACUGCAUUUUUCUAAUCCGUUGGAAAAUCGCGUUUGUCCUUUUACUGUUCUUUAUGGGGCAUUGAAAUUGCUCCUUAUAGAUGACCGUUAUUAUCGGGUAAAAUGUGCAUUGCUACGC
This is a messenger RNA of Dicrocoelium dendriticum, 1374 nucleotides long. NCBI's taxonomy places the organism in Eukaryota, Metazoa, Platyhelminthes, Trematoda, Plagiorchiida, Dicrocoeliidae. The record is from the annotation of a GenBank genome assembly.